This is a messenger RNA of Caenorhabditis briggsae, 1422 nucleotides long. The coding region runs from base 1 to 1422 and encodes 473 amino acids. The transcript is spliced from 8 exons. The record is from RefSeq and is a predicted model, not a curated record. NCBI's taxonomy places the organism in Eukaryota, Metazoa, Nematoda, Chromadorea, Rhabditida, Rhabditidae.
AUGCAACAUCGAUCCCUCCUCGUCACUAUAUUUUUAAUGCGCUUCUUGCAGUCCAGUGUCGAUGCCAUUAGCAAUCUAAAAGUAAAGUUGAAAUGUGUGGAAUCGGAGGAAGUCGACGGCACUCUUCAAACUGAACUCUCGUUUGGAAAUCAUAAUACUUUUCUGCCGGCCUAUGCGGAUAUUUGUGCUGAAUCAACGAAAUUCGACGACGCUCAGCGUGUAUACUUUUGUCAUUCGUGUCUCACAGACUGUCCGACUCGUGUCGAACAAGCACCUAGAAAUAUUCUAAUUGUAGCCGGACAAGCACCACCGAAUUCUAGAGUUUCCUGGUUGAAUGUUGGAGAUAAAAUUGGCAAUGUUCGUGAGACCGGAAAACAGUGCAAUGUGGAUAGUACAAGCUCCGGUCCAACGAUGAACACCAGUGGAGAAACCAAUGCUGAAUCGACUGAUGCUCUCCGCUCAUUUUCCAAAACUUCCGUGCUUUUCGUAUCAAUUUCUUUUAUCAUUCUUAUGGUCAUUUCUCUAGCCUGGCUUGUUUUUUAUUAUGUUCAAAGAUUCCGUUACGCUCAUGCCAAGGACCGUCUCCAGAGAAGAUUGUUCAAUGCUGCGAGAAAGGCUCUCACUCGGAUUCCAACGAUGACUAUUUCACCUGGCAUGACUCAAGAACUACAAUCGGAUUGUGCCGUGUGUUUGGAUCCAUAUCAGCUGCAGGAUGUUAUCAGAUUAUUGCCGUGCAAACACGUCUACCACAAAUCUUGCAUUGACCCAUGGCUCUUGGAGCACCGUACCUGCCCAAUGUGCAAAAAUGACAUCCUCAAACACUUUGGAUACUGGAAUGAGAUCCGUAACGAUAUUCAACUACCUACUAAUUCCCGAGGCUCAGCCCACCCUGAUUUCGCAAUUCGUUUGGAACUCGGAGAUCACGUCGAGGAUCAUAUAACUCCCGAUGAAAUCAUGUCUCCAGAAGUGCAUUCUGAAUCUUCAGACUCUCAAGGAUUCUCAUUCGACCAUUCAGAACAUACUGAGACGUUUGGAUUUUCGGCUCCUUCGGUUCAACCUCAGCUGGUACUAAAUGCGUCAAACGCAAAGUCAUUUGUGAUGCCCAUGUCGAGUAGAUCGAAUGCAAACACGGAUAGUAAUCAGAACAAGAAUAAUUUCCGAUCAGCUCGAAGUGCUAGAGAGCAUCGGGCAAGUCUUCAUGAAUUGUCAAGUCAUCAGAGACCACAAACAGCAGCCACGCAAGGGCAGAUUGUGAAUUUAGUGCAGGUCAAAUCCCGAUCCGCUUCAAUCACCCGUUCGGCAGCCACCAUCCGUAAAGAAUCUCUUCCAACGCCUAUCGAAAUCACUACAGUCAUCCCAUCCACAUCCUCGUCAGGCACCACCAUGACCACAGCUACACCAUCAACUAGUCGUGUCAUUUAA